AUGGCUUUUCAACAAGAGAAGCUUCACCUUAUGAUUUGUAUCAUAUCGAGUCUUCUUUACGUUGCAUCUGCCGGCUACCAAAUCACGAUAUUCGGUAUCUUUGACCAGGAUGUGACAACGGACGAUCCGAAGAGUGUCGGCUUCCGUCGAGGCAUGAUCAAGUACAACGUCCAAAGCAACAGCACCGGAAGUCCUUUCCAACUGAUGGGCUUUGAGGUUCGCGUGCAGGUGAACAACAGCUUCAUCUUGACCAACCUAAUCUGCGGAGCACUGAGUCAGAACCGCAUGCUGAUAGCUGGUGAUGCUGACGUGACCACCAUCUACAACGCCGCGUCCGCCAGCCGAGAGGUGAAGAUACCAUACUUCAUCACCAGUUUCGCCCCUCGGGACGUGUACCCGGACUUCACGGCCGAGUAUCUCCUGGCCAUGCAGCCGCAAGUACUGCAGCCAUUGGUGGACUACAUCGAAUAUUUCCACUGGACCAGCUUGGCAUAUGUUUACGAAGGACAGACAGGGUUUCUUCGAUUGCAUAACUUCUUGGAGCUGAUUCGUCCCUUGGGAAUCGAGGUGUCACAUCGACGGAUUAACGUCGAUACGGUGAACGAGACCCUGGUCGAGCUAAAGGACACCGGGAAACAUAGGAUCAUCUGUGAUACUGGACUAGCAUUGACGAAUACUGUUCUUCGAACUUCCCUGGAUUUGGAGAUGGUUACUGCUUCCUUUCACAUGGUUUAUUUAAAUUUGGACUUUGACACCAUCGACACCAGUAACAUGUCCUUUGGAGGAAUGAACCUAACCGGCUUUUCUCUGAUCACGAACAAGAGCAGUGAAGCGUAUCAAGAUCUAUUCGGUGAUUGGUCAGAUAAGUUCAGAGACUCUCAUCCCACACUUGCGAACUCCAAUGUAGGGUACGAGGCCAUCCUCGCUCACGACCUCUGCAGAGUAGCCGUAUCCGCGGCGCGUUCCAUCCACGAGAGCGGCAGGGAGUUACCGCUACCGAGGGUCAAUACCUACCACAGGUGUUUUAAACAAGUCAAGGAAGGCACCGAGACUGUUGCUUCAACGGUUGGACCGGAGCUCUUGGACGCCAUCAAAAGGACGGCAACGAAUCAAUUAAGUGGACGAGUUCAAUUCGAUGGAAACGGAUCACGAACCAACUAUUCCCUUCAAAUAGUCGGACUUCACAAUGGAGUUGUGGAGCAGGUUGGCACAUGGAGUCAGAACAACGACCCUCCAAUCUACUUCUUCGAUAGCGAGACACACGGCCGAAAGGGAAGCCACGACUACGACAACAGAACGUUCAUUAUUUCAUCAGUAUUGGAUGACCCCUUUCUGAUGAAUGUAACCCUCCCGGAUGGAACGUUUCGCUUUGAAGGAUUUUGUGUGGAUCUACUCAAGAAAAUCGUCGAAAUCUACCCGUUCAAGUACCGCAUACAGCUGGUCAAAGAUGGCAACUAUGGAACGCUUCAGAGGAAUGGAAAAUGGGAUGGGAUGAUCGGGGAAGUCAUGUAUGGGACUGCUGAUAUAUCGGUUGCUCCUCUCACAAUUAAUACCGACCGGGAGCGCGUGGUCGCCUUCACCAAACCCUAUAUGAGCUUCGGCAUUAGUAUCAUGGUCAAGAAAAGCAAGGCUCCUCGUCCAUCUGGCUUCUCCUUCUUCCAACCCUUCACCAAUGAGAUAUGGAUUUGUCUCGCCCUCGCAACGUGUGGUGUUAGCAUAAUCAUGUUUCAGAUAUGUCGCUUCAGUACCGCGGAAUGGCGAAUCGAAACGGAUAACUCAUCGUCUGAUGACGUAUCCAAUGGCAACAGAGCCACAGGGGCAGGCAAGGGUGUGAAAUGGACCAACGAUUUCUACGUCAUGAACAGUUUCUGGUUUGCCUUGGGCGCCCUCAUGCAGCAAGGGAGUGACAUUUUACCACGGUCCAUCUCUGGUCGCAUCAUGGGUGGGGUGUGGUGGUUCUUCACCCUCAUCAUCAUCUCCUCUUACACGGCCAACCUUGCAGCGUUCCUCACCACCCAGAGCAUGCAGUCUCCCAUCAAGUCUGCAGAAGACCUGGCAGCGCAGACCAAGAUUCAGUACGGUGUCCACAAGGGUGGUUCCACAGUCGAGUUCUUUAGGAAAUCCAGCAGUCCGCUCUACCGCAAGAUGUGGUCUUUCAUGGCGAACACCGAGCCGUCUCCCCUGGCGGAGAGUACCGAAGAUGGGGUGAGACGUGUCCGGGAGAGCGACGGCAAGUACGCCUACCUGCUCGAGUCCAAGAUGAACGAGUACCGAGAGACCCAGAAACCAUGUGACACCAUGGCCGUAGGGGAUCCCAUCGGCACGAGUAGCUAUGGCAUAGCAGUGUCCAAACACCUUGUUGAAUUGCAGAAGGAACUGACAGUGGCCAUCUUGGAGUUGAGAGAAAGAGACACCCUGCGACGGCUGGAAGAGAAAUACUGGGUGAAUAGAUCGCAGUGCGUCAAAGACACCACAGACGCAACUGAGACACGAGCUUUGAACCUGGACAAACUUGCUGGUGUGUUCUACAUCCUCCUGGCAGGCACGGCUGUAGCUCUACUCGUGUCCAUCGUCGAUCUCGUCUACCGGUCAAAAGAGCAGGUCCGCAAUGAACUUAGCUCGUGUGGGUUCCGAAGGAUGUGGCUCAACCUCCGUGCAAGAAUUGCACAUGAGAGAUUGGUAGCGUCCCUCCGUCGACGUAGCAUGCCUGCUCCCACGAAAUCGCCCUCUGACGGCAUAUCCGAGACAGGCACUGAUGAGUUGUCUACACCCGCCACUGCGCAGAAGUCAAUCGUCCCCUCAAUCGCCUCCGAGGAAGGAAAUAUGAAUAGCGCCCUCAGUAAGAAGAAGUCAGGCAGUGCAGGGAGUGCAGUAACUCAUACCGAUGUUUGACAAUCCAAUAACAAAGAAACGACCAAGAAAUAGAAGGAGAACAUGGCUGAAGUUAUCUCUGACAUGCAGAACAACAAAUGGCCAUGCAUGUGUAUUAUACCUUAAUGAUUCUCUUAGUUCUCAUUAUCACAUUUCUGUCAAUAACUGCCUAAGCAAAAACUAUAUAUCAAUGAAAUUAAUUUUGUCAAU
Messenger RNA from Strongylocentrotus purpuratus (purple sea urchin), 3081 nucleotides. RefSeq names its product glutamate receptor 2. Gene Ontology annotation, molecular function: AMPA glutamate receptor activity; transmitter-gated monoatomic ion channel activity involved in regulation of postsynaptic membrane potential. Gene Ontology annotation, biological process: synaptic transmission, glutamatergic; monoatomic ion transport; modulation of chemical synaptic transmission. The record is from RefSeq and is a predicted model, not a curated record. The transcript is spliced from 18 exons. Lineage: Eukaryota; Metazoa; Echinodermata; Echinoidea; Camarodonta; Strongylocentrotidae. Gene Ontology annotation, cellular component: plasma membrane; AMPA glutamate receptor complex; dendritic spine. The coding region runs from base 1 to 2892 and encodes 963 amino acids.